UGUGUUGACAUCAAUCGCCUAUAGAAAUGAGAAACCAAAACCUUUUUAUGCUCAUAUGCUGCUUUACUUUUUAGUUCAUGACGUGGAGAACAUAUCACCUUAAACUCUGGCAUUCUGUACGGGAAGAUAUUGACUCUUCAUUUAUGAGAGUGCUGCAGUGCACAGAGCUGAGGAAGAAGUAUGCUUCACUGAAAGCUUUGAAACUGCGCAACACCAAGGAGUUCACAGAUGAUAUGAAGGAGUUCAUGACCUGCCCCUGGAAAGCAAACAUAACUCAAAAAGAGCGCUACAGGGUUGAAAUGCACUCCUGUUGCAAUGCCACUGACGAUUUGAUCCUGACAAAGAAAAACACGGCCCUGGGUCAGAAUAUUACUUACGAUGGGGAGAGAAGAAAAAGGGUGGUGGACAACUCACUGUUGGAAAUGUUCCCUGAGAGUAUCCCCUGGAGGACUGGAGGUCUACUUGGGCGCUGUGCAGUCGUUGGGAAUGGUGGGAUUUUGAAGAACAGCAGUUGUGGUUCCCAGAUUAACAAGGCUGACUUUGUCAUAAGGUUGAAUCUAGCUCCCAUAAAUGUGAGCACAGAUGUAGGCAAGAAGACAAAUUUGAUAACAGCCAACCCAACCCAGAUACUAAGAGGCUACCGCAACCUGAAGAAGCACCCCGAGCCCCUGGCAGACAAAAUGUCUAAUUAUGGAAAUCCCCCCCUCAUCAUGCCCGCCUUCUCAUUUGCAUUCUGCACCAGGGUUUCCCUCCAAGUUCGGCAAGCCCUCCGCACAGUCCACCCUCAGCAGGAGGUAGCUUAUUUCAACCCUAACUAUCUGCGGGACCUGCACCGUUACUGGCGGCGGAGGGGCCAUUGGGCACCCCGUCUCUCCUCAGGGUUAAUGCUGGCGAGUAUAGCCCUGGAACUGUGUGAGGAGGUACACCUUUACGGGUUCUGGCCCUUUAACUUUGACCUUUCCCAGAAGGCAUUGCCCCACCACUACUAUGACAAUGUUGGACCCCAUGGGGGGUUACAUUCUAUGCCCCGGGAGUUCACCCAGCUGCUGAACAUGCACAGUAAUGGGGCAAUAAACCUCCAUAUUGGGAAAUGCCAGUGAAUCUGCUGUUGACAGGAAUGUGAUACAGUGGUUAGAUCAACAGAUCAAUUUCAUAUUUUGAAAUGGAAGUCCAUAUAAAGAAACGUGCACUUUAUCAUAAGAUAAAUUUAGUCAUGAAAAAAUUGUUUUCAGGGUGUUCUUUGCUUAGUUUUCCUCUUAUUUAUAAUUCUUUUUCAUCAGCCUUCCCAAUGCUAUACAUUCUCUUCUUCAAAAUGUGUACUUGCACACCAGCAUUUGUUCAUUAACAUUACUUGCUAAUUGAAUUAUCUGCUUCAUGUUUACAUUUCUGUGUGUUUUUAAAAAGCAGUAUGUGUGCAAUUGAAUAUGGAAUGAGAUGACAUAUGGAAUGACGGCUUAAAAAUGUAGUUUGGCAGAUGGGG
This is a messenger RNA of Anguilla anguilla (European eel), 1480 nucleotides long. RefSeq names its product alpha-2,8-sialyltransferase 8F-like. Gene Ontology annotation, molecular function: alpha-N-acetylneuraminate alpha-2,8-sialyltransferase activity. Bases 78 to 1100 code for a protein of 340 amino acids. The transcript has 7 exons. NCBI's taxonomy places the organism in Eukaryota, Metazoa, Chordata, Actinopteri, Anguilliformes, Anguillidae. The record is from RefSeq and is a predicted model, not a curated record. Gene Ontology annotation, biological process: N-glycan processing; oligosaccharide metabolic process.